Messenger RNA from Gekko japonicus, 303 nucleotides. RefSeq names its product talin-1-like. The transcript has 2 exons. Gene Ontology annotation, cellular component: focal adhesion; plasma membrane. Lineage: Eukaryota; Metazoa; Chordata; Lepidosauria; Squamata; Gekkonidae. The record is from RefSeq and is a predicted model, not a curated record. The annotation marks the transcript as partial. Gene Ontology annotation, biological process: platelet aggregation. Gene Ontology annotation, molecular function: integrin binding.
GUGAUGGUCACCAACGUCACAUCCCUGCUGAAGACGGUGAAGGCGGUGGAGGACGAGGCCACGAAGGGGACGCGUGCGCUGGAGGCCACGAUCGAGCACAUCCGCCAAGAACUCGCUGUGUUCUGCUCCCAGGUGCCCCCGGCCAAGACCUCCACCCCAGAGGACUUUAUCCGGAUGACGAAAGGCAUCACCAUGGCGACCGCGAAGGCCGUGGCUGCCGGCAACUCGUGCCGCCAGGAGGACGUGGUGGCCACCGCCAACCUAAGCCGCCGGGCCAUCGCGGACACGCUGCGCUCCUGCAAG